Molecule: messenger RNA, 1336 nt
Organism: Linum tenue
Lineage: Eukaryota; Viridiplantae; Streptophyta; Magnoliopsida; Malpighiales; Linaceae
Source: the annotation of a GenBank genome assembly
CCACAUCGACUCACAACCACCAUUCUCAAUAAAUCGUUCCAACAUCUCCUCCUUUUUGUUUUUUUCCAAUGGUGGCGACGCCGGCGACCACCGCAACCUUCCGGGAGAUCCAACUCCCACAGCAAAAGCAGUUCGAUUCCAUCAACUUCCCCUCCGUCCUCGUGUCCCCCGACAUCCUAUCCUCCGCCGCCGCUACUCUCCCCGAGGUCACCGCCGCCAUCAAGAGCGAGAAGCCCUUCCUCGAAUCCCUCCUCCGGGAAGCCGGGGCCGUGCUCAUCAGAGGACUGCCCCUCAGCUCUGCCUCCGACUUCAAUCAGGUCGUCGAGGCCUUCGGUUUCGAGGAGCUGCCUUACGUCGGCGGGGCGGGGCUCCGCAAACGUGGUGGUCGGCCGUGUGUUCACCGCCAACGACGCUCCUCCUCAUCAGAAAAUCUCCUUCCACCAUGAGAUGGCCCACAUUCCGAAAUACCCGUCGAAGGUGUUCUUCUUCUGCGAGGUGGAGCCCGGCGGCCGGGGGGAGACGCCGAUUGUUCUGAGCCACGUGGUGUACGAGCGGAUGAAAGUGGAGUUCCCGGAGUUCGUGGAGAGGUUGGAGGAGAAGGGUUUGAUUUACACCAGAAUCGCUGGUGACGAGGACGAUCCUUCCUCCACCAUUGGUCGGGGCUGGAAGUCAACUUUCUUGACCGAUGACAAGGCCGUCGCUGAGGAAAGGGCGGAGAAGGUCGGGGUGAGGCUGGAGUGGCGGGAGGGAGAGAUCGGCGGAGGAGCGAAGACGGUGAUGGGGCCCAUCCCUGGGGUGAAACUGGACGAGGCCAGGAACCGGAAGACGUGGUUCAACAUGAUGGUCGACGCCUACAUGUGCUGGGACGACGCGCUCAACGACCGGAAGAAGGCCGUCACGUUCGGGACGGUGGCUACCUGCCGGAGGAGGCCGUCCGCGGCUGCGAGAGGAUAUUUCAAGAGGAGAGCGUCGCCAUUCCUUGGAAGAAAGGCGACGUCUUGCUGCUCGAUAACCGCGCCGUGCUUCACGCUCGCAAUCCGUUUGACCCUCCUAGAAGAAUCCUUGCUUCCCUCUGCAAGUAGCCAAAUGAGCGAGGAGAGGAAAAUUAAUGUUUCUUCGUACUGAAUAAAUAAGACAUGGUUGGUGGUCAUAUCAUGUAUUAUGAAGAAGGUGGAUUUUUAGAAUAUAUGUAUCUUGAUGAUGGGGUUUGUAAGAAUAUGGGUGACUUAAGAAGAUAAUGUUUGAUUUCCAAACUUUGUUACAAUAAAAUAGAGUAAAUUGCAAGUUAGGUAAUCGGAAUUAUAAAACUUUUGGUGACUAAAAGUAUUUUAUUUAA